AUGGGCAGCAUUCGCCGCCUGCUGUGCACCUUCGCCGUCCUCUGGAUACUUGUUGCCACCAACCCAGGCCCCUCUUCCUUCCGCCACUUUCUCACCAAACUCCACCGCACCCACCUGCACACGCCCACCUGCCAGAAAGCCCACUCCCGUGACAUUUGCCUCCACGCCCGCCAAGCCUUCCCUCACCUGUCCGCCGCUCUCGAGUCCAUCUUCGCCCCCCAUCGCCAAGUCCCUUCCUGGCUGCCCGACGGCCCGCCGCACCACUUCGAGGUUGUCGACUGCGCCGUCUUCACCUUGGCUCGCACCCGACUCGCAGACCUCCCCGACCGCCCGCGCCACAACUUUAUAGGCAUCCUCGGUGCCUGGCUCCCGCUCCCGCAUACGGCCCGCCUCCUCGGCUCCGUCGAAUCCCGUAAUUUCGUGCGCUACCUUCGCCGCCGCGUCGCCUUGGUCAAGCGCGCCGCCUUCGAUCAGGAUCUGCGCUCCUUCGAGGCCUUUCGGGAGCGCUCGCUCCCAGAUCGCCCUUGGGAAUGGUUGAUUGUAUACUUUGCUAUCGUCGGCGCUAUUUGGUUCAUGUUUCCGCAGCACGCCACCCAACAUUUCACCUUGACUUGGCAAAAUGUACGCCUCAAGGGCAACUGGUGGUGCAUGAUUCUCUUCCAUCUGUCGCAUGGCGGAUCGCUGCUCAGGCUUUGCCGCACGGUCGCGUCGAUUAGCUUUUUGGCACCGAUUCUCAUUUCUCGCCGCAUAAUCAAUUUGUCCGGCAUGUACGGUGUACUUCUCACGUCAUCCGCUACAUCCACGGCGCUGGGCAUGCUUGUGCUUGCUCGCAGAUACGUUUUCAUGACCAGAGAGUCUGGGACUAGAUCGCCGAUCGAAAUUAAUGGCGGCGGUGCGUGCGUUUAUGCGCUGCUCGUGGCGGCAUGUCUUGCACCUGACAGCAAUCGCAGUUUCCCAGGAGGGGCUCGUCCGUUUGAGCUGCUUAUGCUAAACGUUCUCUUCGAUUCCUUUUUCCUUGCGGGCAAGAGAAAAAUUGCUGACUAUAUCGCGCAUACGGGUGCAGCGCUCGGCUCAUGGCUAUUUUGUUCUAUCAACCAGUCCUCGGAGUACGUCAGCUGACAAGUCAGAUCGCCGCUAUAAAGUGAAUGACAAAGAAUACGUUCAGUGCUGUAAUGGCAAGAUAUGGAUGCAACAGCAAGUGUGGUGAUUCAUGUGGUGGUUCGUGGCGGGAGUAACGCGCAAGGCGGCAUGGAUGUCUCUUAUGACGUGAGUUUUAUAUUACAGCAUAUGGGUUACAUCAAUAGGGGGCGGAGGGAAGCGGGAGCGGUAAGCGAUGGUGCGUUCCUACGGGCGAAUACAAGUGCAGUUGAUUUGCAACAACAAUUUUCUUUGA
Messenger RNA from Chondrus crispus (carragheen), 1393 nucleotides. RefSeq lists its product as hypothetical. Lineage: Eukaryota; Rhodophyta; Florideophyceae; Gigartinales; Gigartinaceae. The record is from RefSeq and is a predicted model, not a curated record. The coding region runs from base 1 to 1119 and encodes 372 amino acids. The transcript has 2 exons.